UCUGUGGAUUCUGUGGUGUUGGCUUGUGUUCACGAGAUUUUUAAUAUUAUUUUCCAAUUUCCAGUUUCUUUCAAGUACACCGCAUUUUGUUGAAGAGGAAGUAAUCACUGUAAGCGAAAGCAUAAUGGAUGAUACAGAAUUUAAUGACCUCAAAGGAAACAAAAAUACUUGGGGUGCAGGUCAAGAGAGAAUGUUUCCAGAACAUCCACAAAGACCUUUUGAUCCUAAAAAUUUUGGGAAUAACAACAGGAAUGAUCGUUACAAUAAUGCUUAUGGAGAUUAUAGCGGUGGCUAUGGUCCACCAGGUGGUGGAUAUGGUCAAAAUUUUAGGCCUCCACGUUAUUUCGGGCCACGCGGCUAUUUUCCAAUACCGAAUGGUCCACCGCCUGUGUUCUAUCAAGGGCCAUAUGGGCCUCCAGGGCCACAUGGACCUCCAGGACCACAGGGGCCGCCAGGAAAUUUCAUGUGGGGAAGAGGAUUUGGUCCUGAAGGACCACCAAUUCGUAGACAACCAAUGGAUGACAAAACUAUAAGAUAUCUUUUACGCUGCGGUGUUGCAAAAGAUCAGCUGAAGAAUUUGCCACGUGAUUUACUACAGCUGAUGGAACCAGAGUACUGUGGGCUUUGCGCUCAAAGCUUCGAGUCAUUUGCUGUCUCUCGCACUCAUUACAUUUCCAAAAACCAUAUCAAGAAUCAGAAAAAAUGGUUAACACAACCAACCGAGAUAGGAUUCCGUCGCGCCAAAGAGAUACCACUGAAGGCACGUGAGCUGUACUGUGAAUUAUGUGAUGUUCAUAUUACAUCGAAAACACAUUCGGAAUCUCAUUACGCUGGGAAAUCACACAGAUCGAUCGUCGAGGGUCGUAAGAAUCCCAAGAAUCCGUUUCUGCUACAACAAGGAAUGCAAGGUCGUGUGCAGCAACUUAUCCGCCGCGAAAAGAAAAAUCUUAAACCAACUACUGAAGAGGAUGAAGCUGUCGAGAAAGAUGCGAAAGUGGUUCAACCUGAUCUGCAUUGUGAAAUAUGCAAGACGUCUGUAACAUGCUCUGAACAAAUGACGAUGCACUUGAACGGGAAGAGACAUCUCUCUAAGGAGAAGCAGCACAUCUUGAAAAUGAUGAAGGGAGGCGGGAAUGCAACACAAUUGCAGGAGACACAGAAUGAAGAUGCUGCUGUGGAAGAAAUCGAAAAUGCUGAAGAAGAAGAAGAAGAAGAAAACGAAGAAAGCUAUGAUUGGGGUAAAGGAGAAGAGAAAUGGGAAGAAACUAGUCAAAAUGAAUGGAUUUAGAACACGAAAGAUUAUAUAAAAAGAAACCAAGUAAAUUGAAUAUUUCUGUGCUAUAUCAGAUUUUUACUUUUACUAUUCAUAUAUUAUGUAUUAAUUUUCAGUCUAAGCAGUAAAUAUUACAUACUUAAGACUGGUUAAUGUUAAGAAACUAUAUGUAAACUGUGAGUGGAUUUGAAUUCUUAUAUAAAUAAAUAAAUAACUUUCAAACCACUGUAAUAUUUAUUUCAUAAAAAAUAUAUUUAAAAAUUUAGUAACUCGAUUUACAUUUGUACUUAUGUAUAUAAGUACCUAAUAUGUAGAGUUGUGUUGCAAUUUUCAGAUACAUAAACAGCCACAUUUGGGUUUUCUCACUGAUUGUCGCCGAGUUCCAUUAAUUUUUUCAAUACUCCUUCAUUUUCCAGCAUCAGUUCUUGAAAUACAAAUUUUAUUCAAAUUUACUUUGUCUUAAAAAUAUACUAUUAAAUAAAACCAUCAAGUUUCAUUAAUACACUAAGAAUAAAUAUUUUAAGUCCCAUAUGAUGGACACAAUAACAGUAAUAAUAGUAAAAGUUUGUUUUUAAUUAAUUUUAUUAUAUUUAACAAAGAUAUAUAUGAAAAGUUAGACAAAAAAAGGAUGUAACAUCAUAAGCUUGAAUAGGCAGCUGUUGAGUAACUUUCCAUUGAUUAUAGUUAUAUUAUUUAGUUGUAAUAACUGAAAAAAAGUGUUCAAAUUAUUCAAUUUUUCACAUGUGUUUAUGUAAAGUAUGAAUUAAUAAAAUUUGUGUGCUUGUUUGAUGCUACCAGUCAACGAAAAUGUUAUUGUAUUUAUUUCUGAUGAUUAAUAUUUUUUACCAACUGCAUGACCGUCUUCUUCGUCGACGUCGUGUUCCCAAGCAUCCAUUAGUGAAACCAAACCAGAGUGCUAAUGCCAAAACUGCUAAUAGCCCCACGAGUAAAAUUCCUUGUAUUUUAGGGUCAAAGAAAUUUAUAGGUUCCUUUGAAAAUAAUGCAGAAGUCUUUGCGGAUGAUUUUUUUACACCAGAAGAACUUUUAGCCAUCUUGACAUAUGACGUAUUUUCAUCUAUUUGCCCCAUUUUCUUUCAGAAGUUUUAGAGAAUAUUGUAUGUUUAUUUCAUAUUUUUUCAUAUUUAUAUUUGCUUGAACUUGAAAUUUAUAUAUGUGAGGUCAUGGCUAUAAUUGGUUUUUAUUUUAUCGUGUGUUUAAUUCAUCAUUAAUUUAUGAAGGGUUUCAAUUUUUACAUUGUCAGGAUAA
Molecule: messenger RNA, 2539 nt
Organism: Nymphalis io (European peacock)
Lineage: Eukaryota; Metazoa; Arthropoda; Insecta; Lepidoptera; Nymphalidae
Gene: dbf
Exons: 12
Coding region: 125-1288 (387 amino acids)
Molecular function (GO): zinc ion binding; nucleic acid binding
Source: RefSeq, a predicted model, not a curated record